AUGGCAGCUUCUCAUUAUUACCAGAACCACCCGUACAAUCAGCCGCCUGGAUCGGCAUAUCCCUCGGGGCCAUAUCCCAACCAUCCCGCUUCAGGUAUUACCGGUGACUCGAGGUAUGACACGAAUCCGAGACGCCGUGAUGGAGACGUUUUACGAUCUUCUUCCGCCCCAAAGCGAAGUCGAUACGAUGGUUACCACUCGUCGAAUGGAGGCGAAUACCGACGAGGGCGGCGGCGUAAAAUUCAGGACGAUUACCGGCCUCCCCGAUAUUCCAGCUCUUCAGCAUCCCGAUCUCCUUCGCCAAAGCCGCGACGACGUAAAUCCUUGGGCGAGCAAGCCCUAGCUGCGCUGGGCUUAGGGGGCUCCGACUCACGCGGAACCAAGCAUCGUCGAACAGGAAGUCGGGAUCGAAGCUAUGAUUAUUACGACCCCCGCUCCCACCGAAAUUACGAUCGCACUAGGCGUCGGAGGGACCAUCGACACCGGAGUCGAAGCUCUUCGAGAUCCCCGUCACCCGGUCGCUCAGGGAAAGAGAUCAGGCAUGUCAUAACUGCUGCGCUGACCGCGGGCGCUGCCGAGGCAUAUCGUGCACGCAAGGAGCCCGGUGGCUGGACCGGGGAGAAGGGAAGGCGGGUUCUGACUGCUGCGAUCGGCGCGGGCGGAAUCGAUAAGCUGAUUGAACGUGACCCCAGCAAGCAUGGCAAGCGCCAUAUUGUAGAGUCCACUCUAGCCGGCUUAGCCACAAACCAUUUAAUGAAUGGACCCUCUAGAUCUCGAUCUCAUCGGCGCCAUGGCCGACGUUCCAGAUCAGAGGAUCAUGGAGGAAUGAGAAAUCUUGCCGCGUCGGGUGUUUUGGCCGCGGCUGGGAAGAAAGCAUACGACCAUUAUCGUUCCAAGUCCCGAAAUAGCUCCGCGCAUUCGGACUAUUCGAGUGACGGAAGCAGCCAACCUCGCCGCCGCCGCAAAAAGAGAAGCCAGAGCGUUACAGAUUACGUUACCAAAGGUCUUGCUGCGCUAGGACUAACGGACGACGUCGAUGCUAAGCGUCGCUCAAAGAGGCACCAUGAGCGCAAUUACGGUUCAUCCGAUGAUGACGGUUACAGCGAAGAUUAUCGCCCACGUCGCCGCGAGAAGCAUUCUAGACGCUCGAGUUUCGAGCCUUUGGAAGGGGUUAAGGCCGGGACCAAUGCUGAGCCUGUGAAACUGUUGUAG
Molecule: messenger RNA, 1212 nt
Organism: Uncinocarpus reesii 1704
Lineage: Eukaryota; Fungi; Ascomycota; Eurotiomycetes; Onygenales; Onygenaceae
Exons: 3
Coding region: 1-1212 (403 amino acids)
Source: RefSeq, a predicted model, not a curated record